GCCAACUGACAGACUGAGAGAGAGAAAGCGAGAGAGAGAGAGAGAGAGAGAGACAGAGAGAGUGAGUGAGUCACCAAGUAGCUCACGCUCUCAGUGUCGGUUUUAUUCCAACCACGGACAGCUGCCGAGAUCGAGCCAGAGAACGAGAGAGGAAAAGAGAUAGAGUUUUAAGAGACAGGGAAGAGAAGAGAGAGAGAGAGAGAGAGAGAGAGAGAGAGAAAGAUGGACUCAGAUUCGGGUGAGCUGAGUGAAGGCGAGCUUUCUCCAGGCCCUGAGAUCUUCAACUCGAAGAACCUGGCAUUGCAGGCACAGAAGAAGAUCCUAAGCAAGAUGGCGACGAUGGCGGUGGCCAACCUGCUGACGGACGACACAAGCAGCUCCAUCCUCGACGAGUUGUACAAGGCAAGCCGAGAGUUCACCAAGAGUAAGAAGGAAGCGCACCGCAUCAUCCGUGAUGUCAUCAAGAUCGCACUGAAAAUUGGUGUGCUCUACCGUAACCGCCGUUUCAGCCCAGACGAGCUCGAAGCAGUUGAGCGUUUCCGCAAAAAGCUCAACCAGGCGGCCAUGACGGCUGUGAGCUUCCACGAGGUUGAGUUCACCUUCGACCGUGGCAUCCUGUCUCAGCUGCUUCUUGAGUGCAGGGAUCUACUCCAUGAGAUUGUGGAGAACCACCUGACAUCGCGCUCGCACGCGCGCAUUGAUCGCGUCUUUAACCACUUCUCCAACGUCCACUUCCUGGGCGAGCUCUAUGGCUCUGGAGAUGAGUACAGACUCUACCUGAGCAAAAUCUGUGAUGGAAUCAACAAACUUCUGGAUGAUGGGAUACUUUAGCGACACCUUACUCUUACGUUCUCUAUGUUUCUCUUCUCUCUUCUGCUCUACUCCUUUUUCUACCAGACUGCCAAUUACUCUCCUCCAUUUUUCUGUCCUGUCUAACUCUUCAACCAUUUCACCAACACCGUUUCUCCAUCCUGACUCUGCCCAAGUCAUGUAAUGACAUAAUCCAGAGAAGCUCCUCCCAAUGGCUUAAUUGAUGCUGAUCUACUGUAUGUAUUGGCUGAAAUCAACCAUGUGGUCACACAAUGGCUCCAAGUAUGAUAUGUGGGACUGAAAGGUAUUGAACAGUACUGUUUAUUAAAACUAUGUGGAUUGUUUUAGUAUUGUUAUUACUAGCGCUAUGGUAAUUAAAUUAAUUAUGAAAUGACCCCUAAUGAACUGCCAUUGUGGUGUUGCCUUAGUGACUGGAACAGUCCUAGAAGUUGCUUAAACACAGUGUCCCCUAGUGUCUAUUCCACUUAUAUUACAGCUGAUUCCAAUUAUUCAAUAUUCUGUUUAGGAAGUAUAUGGAUAAAUUAAAUCUCUAUGAAACGAUGUUACGUUACAGUGAAAACUGCAAAGAAACCCCACUGUCCAGAAGAUGCUGCAAAAGUCAUACCGUAGCUUCACCUCUGGCACUGGAGACCCCUUCCAAAUUAUAGCUACCACACUCUGUACACGCCUCUCUGAAUGAGCAGUUACUAUGGAAACAAUACAUAUCAGCCUGAGAGAACGAAUAUACUGUACAGUAACUACUGUCCGAGCUGCUGUUAUAGAGAAUUAAUCAACACCUUCUGACCAAACAGAAUCCAGCGCAGUGGUGUGAGAGUGAAGCAGGACAUCACAGGACGCAGUAAGGUGUUGAUGUAGAUUUAAGGUUUGUUCAGUAAGCCGUAUCAUGACAUCAUUUACUACAAUAUCGAUAUUGUAGGAUCUUAACGCCCCGCCCAAAAACUCCUCAACACUUGUUUCACUGCAGCAUUUCUUCCAUUAAUUGUCUUUGUUUUCCUUGUUUCUCCAUCCCCUCAUUCAUCUUUUUCCAUCCUUUCUGCCACUUUUUUUUUUUUUUUACAGACCCUCUGACUGACAGCGUAAACAAUCGCCAGGAUGAUGGCGUGCUUUAGCCGCUCAUUCCUCUCUGAGCUUUCCUGCCUUUCUGUCUCUCUGCCACGGUUUUGCACUCUGUCACGUUUGUUACUGUUCCGUUCCCAGUACAACUGGUGUUUCAGCUGACGUUUUUAAAAUAAUUAUUAUUUUUGUUUCUCUUACUGCAGAAAAAAAGACAGGAUGUUCACAACUCUAUGAUGAUGUUUAUAGUCUGUGUGUGUGUGUGUGUGUGUGUGUGUGUGUGUGUGUCUGUUCCAAGUUUCUGUUUUCCUCACAUGCACUGUGUGACAUUUUGAGAAAUUCACAUGCAAAGAAAAGCGAUGUGACACCGGAAAGUGGCUUUAGCUUGUGUGUAUUGCAUGUGUGUAUUGUGUGUGUGUGUGUGUGUGUGUGUGUGU
Clarias gariepinus (North African catfish) is the source of this 2321-nucleotide messenger RNA. RefSeq names its product tumor necrosis factor, alpha-induced protein 8-like 3 (gene tnfaip8l3). The record is from RefSeq and is a predicted model, not a curated record. Gene Ontology annotation, biological process: regulation of apoptotic process. Gene Ontology annotation, cellular component: cytoplasm. The coding region runs from base 223 to 831 and encodes 202 amino acids. Lineage: Eukaryota; Metazoa; Chordata; Actinopteri; Siluriformes; Clariidae. The transcript has 2 exons.